ACUAAGAGCAAUGAUGACCUCUUAGCGGGGAUGGCAGGUGGUGGUGGAGUGACAAUGACCAACGGUGUCAAGGCAAAGAAGAGCACUUGUGUAUCAACAGCAUCUUCAGCUUCAGGGACAACCAUGAACAGUCUGGAAAAUAAACCCAAAACUAUUGCAGGUACCAGUUCCACAACUAAGCGUAGCACUUCUUCUGGAAAUAAAGAGUCAAGCUCUUCUAGAGAAAGGAUACGCGACCGUUCUCGUUUAAGCCAGAGCAAAAAGCUGCCUUUGACUGGCCAGGGAACCAAUGAUACGGUACUGGCAAAACGCUUCCGCAGUCGCACCAACCCAGAAUCAGAUAUUCGAAUGAGCAAGUCCAAAUCAGACAAUCAAAUCAGUGACAAAGCUGCAUUGGAAGCAAAGGUGAAUGAUCUUUUGACAUUGGCAAAAACUAAAGAUGUGGAAAUCUUGCAUCUGAGGAAUGAGCUAAGGGAUAUGCGUGCUCAACUGGGACUUAAUGAAGAUCAACUUGAAGGUGAUGAAAAAUCUGAGGAAAAAGAGGCCAUAGUUGUCCAUCAGCCAACUGAUGUAGAGUCUACAUUGCUACAGUUACAGGAGCAAAACACUGCCAUCCGAGAAGAGCUCAACCAGCUGAAGAAUGAGAAUCGAAUGUUAAAAGACAGACUAAAUGCAUUAGGCUUUUCUUUGGAACAAAGGCUGGAUAACUCUGAAAAACUCUUUGGCUAUCAGUCCUUGAGUCCAGAGGUUAUAGCUGGCAAUCACAGUGAUGGUGGUGGUACUCUGACAUCUUCAGUGGAAGGUUCUGCUCCUGGAUCAAUGGAAGACUUGUUAAGUCAGGAUGAAAACACUUUGAUGGACAACCAACAUAGUAAUUCCAUGGAUAAUUUAGACAGUGAGUGCAGUGAAGUUUAUCAGCCACUGACAUCAAGUGAUGAUGCCUUAGAUGCUCCAUCAUCUUCAGAGUCAGAAGGUGUACCAAGUAUAGAAAGAUCUAGGAAGGGAAGUAGUGGCAAUGCAAGUGAAGUGUCCGUAGCUUGUCUGACAGAACGGAUACAUCAAAUGGAAGAGAAUCAACACAGUACAGCUGAAGAGCUCCAAGCCACACUUCAAGAACUUGCAGAUUUGCAACAAAUAACACAAGAGCUAAACAGUGAGAAUGAAAGACUUGGAGAGGAAAAAGUAAUCCUCAUGGAAUCCUUGUGCCAGCAAAGUGACAAGUUGGAACACUUCAGCCGCCAGAUCGAGUAUUUUCGGUCCCUUUUAGAUGAACACCAUAUUUCAUAUGUAAUUGAUGAAGAUAUGAAAAGUGGUCGCUACAUGGAGUUAGAGCAACGUUAUAUGGACCUUGCAGAGAAUGCUCGGUUUGAGCGAGAGCAGCUGUUAGGUGUUCAGCAGCACUUGAGCAACACUUUGAAGAUGGCAGAACAAGACAACAAGGAGGCUCAAGAAAUGAUAGGGGCAUUAAAAGAACGAAAUCACCACAUGGAACGGAUUAUUGAGUCAGAGCAGAAAAGCAAAACAGCAAUAGCAUCUACCUUAGAGGAGUACAAAGCCACAGUAGCCAGUGACCAGAUUGAGAUGAACAGGCUGAAAGCUCAGUUAGAGCAUGAAAAGCAGAAAGUGGCUGAGUUGUAUUCUAUACACAACUCUGGAGACAAAUCAGAUAUACAAGAUUUGCUGGAGAGUGUCAGGCUGGAUAAAGAAAAAGCAGAGACCUUGGCCAGUAGUCUGCAAGAAGAUCUGGCACACACCCGCAACGAUGCCAACCGACUGCAGGAUGCCAUUGCUAAGGUUGAAGAUGAAUACAGAGUGUUCCAAGAAGAAGCCAAGAAACAAAUUGAGGAUCUCAAUGUGACUCUAGAAAAGCUUCGGACAGAACUAGAUGAAAAAGAGACUGAGAGAAGUGACAUGAAAGAAACUAUCUUCGAGUUGGAGGAUGAAGUAGAGCAGCAUCGUGCUGUGAAGCUUCACGACAACCUCAUCAUAUCUGAUUUGGAGAAUACAGUGAAAAAACUUCAAGACCAAAAGCAUGACAUGGAAAGAGAGAUAAAGAAUCUCCACAGGAGACUCCGGGAGGAGUCAGCAGAAUGGCGUCAGUUCCAGGCUGAUCUACAGACUGCAGUGGUUAUAGCAAAUGAUAUCAAGUCUGAGGCCCAGGAAGAGAUAGGAGACCUGAAGCGUAGAUUACAUGAAGCUCAGGAGAAAAAUGAGAAGCUCACUAAAGAGCUGGAAGAAAUCAAGUCACGCAAGCAGGAAGAGGAACGUGGUCGAGUGUACAAUUACAUGAAUGCUGUCGAGAGAGACUUGGCAGCUCUGAGACAAGGAAUGGGCCUGAGUCGCAGAUCAUCCACCUCCUCAGAGCCAACUCCUACAGUAAAAACACUCAUCAAAUCAUUUGACAGUGCCUCCCAAGUUCCAAGCCCUGCUGCUGCCACAAUUCCUCGCACUCCCCUGAGCCCAAGUCCCAUGAAAACUCCCCCAGCUGCUGCUGUAUCCCCUAUGCAGAGGCAUUCUAUAAGUGGACCAAUCUCGGCUUCAAAACCCCUUGCUACGCUGACAGACAAAAGACCAAGCUAUGCUGAAAUCCCUGUUCAAGAACAUUUGCUGAGAACAUCCUCUACCAGCAGGCCAGCAUCUUUGCCAAGAGUACCUGCUAUGGAAAGUGCCAAAUCUAUUUCUGUCUCUCGAAGAAGUAGUGAAGAAAUCAAGCGGGAUAUCAGUGCAUCUGAUGGAGCAUCUCCAGCAUCUCUUAUGGCAAUGGGUACCACCUCACCACAACUGUCACUCUCAUCUUCUCCUACAGCAUCAGUCACCCCUACAACCAGAAGUCGAAUAAGGUAA
This is a messenger RNA of Nestor notabilis (Kea), 2844 nucleotides long. It is a transcript of the gene SPECC1L, whose product is annotated as sperm antigen with calponin homology and coiled-coil domains 1-like. Lineage: Eukaryota; Metazoa; Chordata; Aves; Psittaciformes; Psittacidae. Gene Ontology annotation, cellular component: filamentous actin; microtubule organizing center. Gene Ontology annotation, biological process: actin cytoskeleton organization. The transcript has 10 exons. The record is from RefSeq and is a predicted model, not a curated record. The annotation marks the transcript as partial.